GUAACCCCCAGCGAAACUAAGCGAUGGGGGUGACUAUCAAGCCUAUUUCUAAACAGGCUUCUUCGCAGUGGAUUUCUCACUCUACAUCUCACCCAUCCUCCACGACAUCGUGAAAACAGGGCUUUCUUGGGACCCUCCUAUCGCGAGACCCUACACCAGCACAGCAACCCCCUCACAUGCUGACUGACUGCGGCAUUAUUCUCUCGCACGAACAUCACGUGUGUUCUAUUAUUCAUCCGUGAACCACAUUUGACGCUCGGAGUGGCUUCGAAGUCCGGUAUGGCGAUACCAUCGACAGCUGACUCAUUGAAGCAAGUCCAAGAACAUACCCCAACGCAGACCACAGAAGGGUCCAUGACCCCACAUACUCCAUCAAACGACCCGUCAACGCCUUCAAGCUCCAGGCCAGCUACUCGACAAGGAUCGCCAGAUUCUGCGUUUGACGAGCCCUUAACCCAACUGUCCCAGCAAGUUACGUCUUUUUUCGGCUCUGUUAGCUCUGGGGGAUUCCCAGACCCGCAACCAGAGAAAAAGGCACAGCCAUGGAAAAGAGUUUGGCGACCUGGACCUCAGGCCCCUUCCGAAGAUGGAAAGCUUAUAGUUGCUUGUCCAAAGAUUUGCGUUUAUGGGAGCAAUAACCUCGGUGGGCUUUAAAGAAGGGAGCCUCAGCGAAGACUGGAGGUUGAAGGGUACAUCAAUCAAGAGGGGGAGUAUGGAUCCAUGUGGGAGGGUUUGCA
Hyaloscypha bicolor E is the source of this 737-nucleotide messenger RNA. RefSeq lists its product as uncharacterized. Lineage: Eukaryota; Fungi; Ascomycota; Leotiomycetes; Helotiales; Hyaloscyphaceae. The transcript has 3 exons. The record is from RefSeq and is a predicted model, not a curated record. The coding region runs from base 280 to 654 and encodes 124 amino acids.